Messenger RNA from Trichobilharzia szidati, 449 nucleotides. The record is from the annotation of a GenBank genome assembly. NCBI's taxonomy places the organism in Eukaryota, Metazoa, Platyhelminthes, Trematoda, Strigeidida, Schistosomatidae.
CAGAAUUUGAUACUCCAGCGCAUAUGUUGUCAUGGGGAAAAGCAUAUCCACACAUACUGACAAAAUGUUAUAAUGAUUCCAAGCCAAACGGGAAAUUUGGUCCACUGAAUCCAGCCAAUGAAUCCACGUAUGAAUUUUUGAAGCAAUUCUUCACAGAAGUCAUCGGUAGAUUUCAUGACAGUUAUAUUCAUCUUGGCGGCAACGAGGUAGAUUAUGAAUGCUGGAAGUCGAAUCCGGAGAUAGUUGAAUUCAUGCGAAAAAUGGGAUUCAAUGAUGACUAUUUUGAAUUAGAGAAAUAUCACUUUAUGAAAGUCAUACAAAUUGUCAUGAAUAUGACGACCGAUCCUGACUAUCCAAUGACGCCUAUUGUCUAUCAGGAGAGUUUUGUCGAAGAAUGUGGAUAUGACCAAAGUACAAUAAUUCAUGUGUGGAAGAGUGAUAAUUGGAAG